AGAAAAUAUAUAGUAAAAAUGAAUGGUUUGUAUCCUUUAUUUAAAGAUCAUUUUGCUGAUGUAAUUGAUAUAGUAUAAAAAGAUGUUAAAGAUUGGAAAUCUCUAUUAAAUAUUUUGAAUUAACGCAUUUCAAAUUAGGAUUUUAACUUUUAAAUAUAUGAAAACAACUCAAAAUUUUAAGAUAUACUUACACACAUUUUAAAGGUGUUUUUUUGUUUAAUGAAUGAUACAAAUUUUAUGAAAUCAAAUUAAUAUAACUAAGAAAUUUUAUUGUGGACUGCAUUUUUUCAUGAUUGCGCCAAAUUAGCUCCGCCCUUAACUGUAUCGCCUGAUGGGAGAGAUCCAGCUCAUCCAUUUAGAUCUUGCCAUAAAACUUUAAUAUACCUGAAUCAUUUAUAAUUGUUAAAAUUUUCGAAAUCAUAACUAAAUUAAUGGAAUUAUCUAUUUGAGUAAGCUUAUAAUAUAGUAACCAUUGAAGAAAAACUUGUUUAAACUCAUAAUAUGAAUAUUUUACCAAAAUUAAUAUUAUUUAUAGAGAAAGAAGUCUAAUCUCCAUUUUUUUAAACUGUUUUAAAACUUAUAUGCUUGCACUAAUGUAUUCCUUGUUGUAAAUAUCCUCCAGUUUCACCAAUAGAUUUAAGAGAAACUUCUUUGUAUUUUAACAAGUAAGAAUUAAAAUUAUUGUAAGUAUUUUGGUAAAAUGAUUCUUAUAGUUAUUGCUAUGAUAGUAAUGAAAUCUUUGAAUUUGGAAAAGAAAUAGAAUAAAAAAUAAACGAUGCAAUAAUGCAUCUCCACACUUAAUGA
Molecule: messenger RNA, 804 nt
Organism: Tetrahymena thermophila SB210
Lineage: Eukaryota; Ciliophora; Oligohymenophorea; Hymenostomatida; Tetrahymenidae
Exons: 1
Source: RefSeq, a predicted model, not a curated record